This is a messenger RNA of Hemibagrus wyckioides, 3927 nucleotides long. RefSeq names its product plexin domain containing 2b (gene plxdc2b). Bases 372 to 1952 code for a protein of 526 amino acids. The record is from RefSeq and is a predicted model, not a curated record. Lineage: Eukaryota; Metazoa; Chordata; Actinopteri; Siluriformes; Bagridae. The transcript is spliced from 14 exons.
CAUUACUGUUGUUUUUGGUUUUUGUUUUUUUACUAAGUGUGCCUCGUUUCACUGGUGGGGUUUUUUAGGAGCCGUGAACUCAAGGCUUACACACACCGGAAGAAAAAAAAACAAUACAACAGACACGCACGCGCGCAUAAAGAGAGAGAGAGAGAGAGAGAGAGAGAAGCGCGCGCACAUCCAGAUCCACUUGAGCAGUGUGGAGUUGUGGGAGCGGAGAGAGGAGAGCGCGAGGAGGAGCUCACAUUAUCACGGCUCUGAUUCAAAGCGCAUGCUUCAGUCUUGUCUCUGCUCCUGUGCAAAGACGGCAGAGCGACGAGGAGUGGUAUAGAUCGGAUCAGAUCGGAUCAGAGACGCAGAGCUUCUCGGUCAUGGCGGGGGCGAAGGCGCUCGACCUCAUGCUUGGAGUUGUGUUACUUCUGCACGCUCUUGGAAGUCUGUUCCAGAUCACCCGCGGGGAAUUAACCACGGAGGGAGUUUCCUAUUCUAUGUUUCAGAGGCCGGCACAUGAUGAUGAUGUCACAGUGGAAGUUGUCAGGAAGAGACGGUCACUGUCUGAGCCGAGAAUGACCAGCAACAAAGCCAGUCAGGAGACUUCAGAGGCCGAGUCACAGGAUUUACAAGGACCGCUGACAGACUCCGAAGCAGAUAACAACUACCAGAUAACUGAGGACACAGAUCACAGCUAUUACACAUCAAGGACUUACGGCUCUAACGAUCCCAUGAGCAAAGAAUUAUGGGUGAACAUCGAUCAGAUGGACAAGGAGAAAGUGAAGAUUCAUGGAAUCCUGUCCAAUACACACAGACAAGCAGCGCGGGUCAACCUGUCUUUUGAUUUCCCCUUCUAUGGACAUUUUCUUAGAGAGAUCACUGUGGCCACUGGUGGCUUUAUUUACACGGGAGAUGUGGUGCACAGAAUGCUGACAGCCACACAGUACAUCGCCCCCCUCAUGGCAAACUUCGACCCCAGUCUGUCCCGAAACUCAACAGUCAUUUAUUUUGACAAUGGCACUGCCCUGGUGGUUCAGUGGGAUCACGUUCACCUGCAGGACUCAUAUAAUCUGGGCAGCUUCACAUUUCAGGCCACACUACACAGUGAUGGCAGAAUUAUCUUCGCUUACAAGGAGGUUCCUAUUCCGAUCGCUCAGAUCAGCUCUGUUAAUCAUCCAGUGAAGGUGGGCCUCUCGGACGCCUUUGUGGUGGUUCACAGGAUCCAACAAAUUCCGAAUGUUCGGAGGAAGACCAUCUACGAGUAUCACCGUGUGGAGUUACUCAAGACCAAAAUCACAAACAGCACAGCUGUGGAAAUGAUGCCACUUCCUACAUGCCUCCAGUUUCGUAGCUGCUCCGCCUGCAUCGCUGCCGAGAUCAACUUUAACUGCAGCUGGUGUCACCGACUCAACAGAUGCUCUAGUGGUUUUGACCGCCAUCGGCAGGACUGGGUUGACAACAGCUGCCCAGAUGAGACAAAGGACAACACAUGCGACAUCAUCAACACCACUCAGUUUGAACCGUCUACCACUGCAUCAGUGACCAAGACAUCCACGAGGAAUAGAGCCGUUACAGAGGCUGAUUCCACCCAGUCAACAUCCCAUCCACCUACCAGCAUGCCUACAGAAGAUGACACCAAGAUUGCCCUUCAUCUCAAAGACAAUAGAGCGGCAGCAGCACACAGCAUGGCAGAGCGCGAAUCAACCAACAACAAACAAAACCUUCACACGGGUCUGAUCCUGGCCAUGCUCAUGCUGAUGCUGGUCAUAGUGGCUGUGGUGCUGGUGACGGUUUACAUCUACCACCACCCCAGCUCCGCCGCCAGCCUCUUCUUCAUCGAGAGACGACCGAGCCGGUGGCCUGCCAUGAAGUUCCGCCGUGGUUCCGGGUAUCCUGCGUACGCAGAGGUCGAGCCUGUGGGCCAGGAGAAAGAGGGAUUCAUCGAGGCUGAGCAGUGCUGAGGUCCUGACCUUUGACCUUGUUGCCCCCUUCCCAUACACUGCCCUGCUCCCUGUUCAUACACACUCAUCCGUGUAAGAACCGAAAUGCCCCGCUUUCAUCGACCGUCCAAAAACAGGAAAUAACAGUGUGGAUAUAAAAUCAUUUCUGCAAGUAAGAGAAGUACCUGGUGGCUGACGAUUAGUAGCACAGAAUCAGAUUCCUACAGCAAUGAGCCGUGAGAAAACUGACCAAGGUCUGAUUCUGGAUCAUCUCUAAACUGCACGCUGAGCUCUGGAUCUGAUCUAGAAACAGCACCACGAAGCCACGAUCCCACUGGAACAGAUCUGGAUUUCAAAUUAGACGCAUCCAUUUUUUUUUCCUUUCAGCACAAACUCUUUCCGAAAACUGUUUCAAAAUCAGAGGUGUGCAUCUGCGGUUUAUGGUUUAGGGGAAUUUAUUUAGGUCUUUAUAUAUCCUUGUGAUGGGAUUUAGAGGGUUUGUUUUCAUCAUGUCGCGCUUUUUUUUUCAGUUUUUACUUGAUGUUUUGCGGGAAUUUAGUGCUGUUGCUCGAAAUACAGUUAUAUUCAUACCAUAAACAUCUUUUUCUUCUUUGAUUUUCUGAUACAAUUGGGAAACGUUUGCUCACUGGGUCCAACAGUGUUGCUCGACUUUUCCAUGCCUAUGACGCAUUUACAUUUUUUUGCACAAAUCUUUUUUAAUGCACAUAUGGGUUUUUCUUUUUAUUUUGUGCUUGGGUUACUAAUGCAAAGUUACAAGACAGGCGCUUGUGGAUCUUUGUCUCUUUGUCAAAAUAGACGUGGGUGAGUGUUUGGAUGAAUUGUCUGAUAUUUUUUGAUUGUUUUUUUUUUUACAUGGUUUCAUCUCUGUUUCUGUGCCAAACUGACUGGAGACUCCUUCUCCUUCCAUCCUACUGCAUAUGUUUAUUUUUGCUUGUUGGAAAUUGAUUCCUAUUCGGUUGCUUACGCGCGGUCCAUGCAAUAGACAUGCCGGUGGACGUGAUCACAUAAAUGAGAAUAUAUAUUUGAUAUCUGUCCAUAUGUAAUGACUUAUAUGAAUCUAGGAAGUAUAACAAUGUUUAACUGUUAUGAUGUGAUAUGAAUGGAGUGGGUUGCUUUUUGUUUGUUUCUUUUGUUUUUGUUUUAACAGAAUGAAGACCUUCGGGUUCAUCCUGCAAUUCCCCAUAAUGAAUCAGAGAAAUAGAUUUCUAUUAACGUAGCACAGACACAAAUAAAUAAUAAACUCCUGUCAUUUUUUUAAAUCAUUUCAAUACCAAUAAUUUCAACACUUUGAAGACAUGGUUCUUACUCUACAGUCAUAUCAGUGGCUAUAAUCACAGCACUUCUUAAUUGUUCUUGUUGAAAAUGUUUUACUGUUUUCAAGACCAAAGACCCAUCUCACUGCAUCACAACUACUGUUUCUUAUCUUUUUCCCCCUCACACACAAACACACACACACACACACAGAGACGGAUUAAGACAAAAGGUUUCUGAAACUAGAAAACCUUUAGAAACAGGAUGAAUUACAGAGAAAAGCAAAAGAACAAACCGUACAGAGAACAAAAUGUCGCAGAUGCAGAAAUCCUCACGAUUGCAUGUUUUACACAACCAAUGCAGAUGAACCAUAAUAUUCAAAUAAAAAUGAUAUGAAUGCAGGAAAGACAACUAGGCCUUCAUUUCUUUUUUCUUUUUCUUUUGCAUUAUUUUUUUCUGUAUCACUGGACUAAUUUGAUGAAUUUCAUCCAGCCUGAGAGUAUGUGUGUUUGUGUGUGUGUGUGUGAUUCUUAAUUGAAUGAAUGUUUGACAGAUGAGGAGAAAGUUACAUUGAACAGCAGGCCGUGUGCUCUCGAAGUCAGGAUUUUUCACAAUAACAGUGCUCGGAGAGCCGCUGGACUAGUUGAUGCUGUGACUCUGUGUGCUCCUCUAUAACUACUGUCAUUUUGAUUGCAUUUUAAAUCAAUAAAGUUGUUUAAACAAG